Messenger RNA from Mesocricetus auratus (golden hamster), 1575 nucleotides. It is a transcript of the gene Bgn, whose product is annotated as biglycan. Gene Ontology annotation, molecular function: protein binding. The record is from RefSeq and is a predicted model, not a curated record. The coding region runs from base 196 to 1305 and encodes 369 amino acids. The transcript is spliced from 9 exons. NCBI's taxonomy places the organism in Eukaryota, Metazoa, Chordata, Mammalia, Rodentia, Cricetidae.
CCACCUCUGUCUCCCUCUCUCCACGAACUGCCCAGGAGUGAGCAGCUGCUCCCGGUUGGCUCUGCCUGACGACAGACACAGGACAGCUUGACAUCCUAGUCCACCAACUAAGCAGCCUGCACCUGGCUGCUUCUCCCUCCUGAGCCCACAGUCAAAGGCUCCUUGGAUAUAGCUGGGACUUCAGGAACAUUCGCCAUGAGUCCCCUGUGGCUACUCACCUUGCUGCUGGCCCCGAGCCAGGCCCUGCCCUUUGAGCAGAAGGGCUUCUGGGACUUCACCUUGGAUGAUGGGCUGCUCAUGAUGAAUGAUGAGGAGGCUUCAGGAUCAGACACCACCUCAGGUGUUCCCGACCUGGACUCUCUCACACCUACCUUCAGUGCCAUGUGUCCUUUUGGCUGCCACUGUCACCUGCGGGUUGUUCAGUGCUCUGACUUGGGUCUAAAGACUGUGCCCAAGGAGAUCUCACCUGACACCACACUGCUAGACCUGCAGAACAAUGAUAUCUCUGAGCUCCGCAAGGAUGACUUCAAAGGCCUUCAACACCUCUAUGCCCUUGUCCUGGUAAACAAUAAGAUCUCCAAGAUCCAUGAGAAGGCCUUUAGUCCUCUGCGGAAGCUGCAAAAACUGUACAUCUCCAAGAACCACCUGGUGGAGAUCCCUCCCAACCUGCCCAGCUCCCUGGUUGAGCUACGAAUCCAUGACAACCGUAUUCGAAAAGUGCCCAAGGGUGUAUUCAGCGGACUCCGGAACAUGAAUUGCAUUGAGAUGGGUGGUAAUCCCCUGGAGAACAGCGGCUUUGAACCAGGAGCCUUUGAUGGCCUGAAGCUCAACUACCUGCGCAUCUCAGAAGCCAAGCUCACAGGCAUCCCCAAAGAUCUCCCUGAGACCCUGAAUGAACUUCACUUGGACCACAACAAAAUCCAGGCAAUUGAGUUGGAAGACCUACUUCGCUACUCCAAGCUGUACAGGCUGGGCUUAGGCCACAACCAGAUCCGGAUGAUUGAGAAUGGGAGCCUGAGUUUUCUGCCUACCCUGCGGGAACUCCACUUAGACAACAACAAGCUGUCCCGGGUGCCUGCUGGCCUCCCAGACCUCAAGCUCCUCCAGGUGGUCUAUCUGCACUCCAACAACAUCACCAAGGUGGGCAUCAACGACUUCUGCCCCAUGGGCUUUGGAAUCAAGAGGGCCUACUAUAACGGCAUCAGCCUCUUCAACAACCCUGUGCCCUACUGGGAAGUGCAGCCAGCCACCUUCCGCUGCGUCACUGACCGCCUGGCCAUCCAGUUUGGAAAUUAUAAGAAGUAAAGACAGUAGUAGCCACCAUGGUGGCCUUGGUGAGAGUCUCUGAGGAACAUAGCCAGACGUUCCACAGGGGAAGGGGAAGCAAAAAAGCAAAGGCCCCCCCACAUUUGUUCCCCAACACUAACUCACUGCCCCACCACAGCCUCCCCCUGGCUCCCAAGCAUGCACAAAUGCACAUGGCCUGGCCCUUUCAUCCAUUCCCCUCAGCUUUUGAGAUUUAAACACUCACUUAUAUCCCCUCAAAGACUCCCUAUAAAUCUUUCUUGUUGUCCA